CGGUAUACCUCAACUAAAGCCUCGACCAAGUCGAAAGGCCCCCUCUCAGGCGUCACGGUGGUCAGCCUGGAACAAGCCAUCGCAGCACCAUUCUGCACCAGGCAGCUGGCUGACCUAGGUGCUCGCGUGAUCAAAGUCGAGCGGCCCGGCGUUGGCGACUUUGCACGUAACUACGACACUCGCGUUAACGGCCUAGCUUCGCAUUUCGUAUGGACCAAUCGCUCGAAAGAAAGUCUUGCUCUCGAUCUCAAAAAUCCUCGCGAUCAUCGGACCCUGAUGCGCCUGUUGAGUCGUGCCGAUGUCUUGGUCCAGAACUUAGCUCCCGGUGCUAGUGGCCGACUCGGUCUAUCGCAUGACGCCCUGAAGACCGAUAAUCCCUCCCUGAUCGUCUGCAAUAUCUCGGGAUACGGACCCGACGGACCCUAUCGUGACAAGAAAGCCUACGAUCUUCUCAUCCAAAGUGAGGCGGGUAUGCUCUCCGUUACAGGCACCGGUAAGGAGCCCGCUAAAGUCGGUAUUUCGAUCGCCGAUAUUUCGGCCGGCUGCUACGCCUACUCCAAUAUCCUGGCUGCCUUGAUUCAGCGCGAUCGAGACCCAAACCGACGCGGGUCGAACAUUGACGUUUCCAUGCUGGAGAGCAUGGUCGAGUGGAUGGGCUUUCCCAUGUACUACACGUACAAUAAUGCGCCUGGCCCGACACCAGCCGGGGCCUCUCAUGCGGCCAUCUACCCCUACGGGCCCUUCGAAACGGGUGGCGGCAAGACAGUGAUGCUCGGCAUUCAGAACGAGAGAGAGUGGGCAAAGUUCUGCGACCAGGUGCUGGGUCAGCCGGAAUUAGCGACAUAUGAGCGAUUCGCCAACAAUUCUCUCCGAGUCAAGAACCGUGAUGCCCUCAAGGCUAUCAUCUGUGAAGCUUUCUCAACCCGUUCGGCCGACCAGGUGCUUCAGUUGCUCGAUGAGGCUUCGAUCGCCAAUGCCAGUGUCAACGAUAUGCAGGGUGUCUGGGACCAUCCCCAACUCAAGGCUCGAGAUCGCUGGACAGAGGUGUCGACUCCUUCUGGCAGCGUGCCGGCGUUGUUGCCACCGGGAAUGCAAAAGGGUGGUGGUGGCUUUGAGGUCCGCAUGGAUGCUGUUCCUGAUGUUGGGCAGCACAAUGCUUCGAUAUUGGCAGAGCUUGGUAUUGAGGAUUAG
This is a messenger RNA of Aspergillus steynii IBT 23096, 1191 nucleotides long. Its product is annotated as CaiB/BaiF CoA transferase family protein. NCBI's taxonomy places the organism in Eukaryota, Fungi, Ascomycota, Eurotiomycetes, Eurotiales, Aspergillaceae. The record is from RefSeq and is a predicted model, not a curated record. Gene Ontology annotation, molecular function: catalytic activity. The annotation marks the transcript as partial. The transcript has a single exon.